Saccostrea cuccullata (small rock oyster) is the source of this 2194-nucleotide messenger RNA. RefSeq lists its product as uncharacterized. NCBI's taxonomy places the organism in Eukaryota, Metazoa, Mollusca, Bivalvia, Ostreida, Ostreidae. The coding region runs from base 150 to 1892 and encodes 580 amino acids. The transcript has 12 exons. Gene Ontology annotation, molecular function: CoA-ligase activity. The record is from RefSeq and is a predicted model, not a curated record.
AUACUAAGACGAGUCCUCCCGUGGGAGCCCCACGAUACAUGUAAACACUGAGCUGUAAACAUACCAGUCUGAUCGAAGAGAAAAGAAAAAUACUUCGAACUGUUUCUUAUCUUUUGCUGGAAAAUUGUACAUUGAAAAAGGAUCCGAAGAUGUCCUCGGUGAAAACGAUGAAACAUUUUGAAAGAGGGACGAGGCUUGUCCUGAACAGACUAAAAUCGAACCGUUUUCUACAUAAUGGAUGUCGAAAGAAACAGUGUCAUUUUAAACCAGUCAGCAUCAGAUGUUUCAGUUCAUCAGCAGUUUUAAAUAAUGUAUACACUUCCAAUCUCGGAGACCUUCAGCUAGAUCAGAAGCCACUGGGACAGUUUAUGUUGGAGAAAUUCGAAAAAUUCGGCGAUCGAGUAGCUCUGGUGGAUUUUCCAACAGAUAGAAAAUACACCUACAGUCAACUAAGGGGAUGUGUAGUGAAAGUGGCCAGUGCACUGACGAGGUUAGGAUAUAAGAAAGGUGACGUCAUAUCUAUCCACAGUGUCAAUAUCCCAGAAUUCACUAUCCUCUUACUGGCUGCAGCUUCAGCAGGGAUAAUUGUCACAACUUCAAACCCAGCAUAUACGGCAGGCGAGCUUUCUCGACAGCUAGAACAUGCCAAUGCAAAGGCUGUGUUUACUAUUCCACAGCUGGUGCCUGUUGUCAAGGAUGCCAUUGAUAGCUCUGAUUCCCUGCAAUCGCUGAAAAAUAGCAUCACUGUGUUUGGGGAGAGUGAGGGAUGUAGGCCAUUUGCUAACCUUAUGCAAGACGAUGGAAAAGCUUUCCCAGAAAACAUUGUCAUUGAUCCCCUGGAGGAUGUGUGUGUUCUCCCAUACUCUAGUGGCACCACGGGGCUCCCCAAGGGAGUCAUGUUAACCCACGAUAACCUUGUUGCCAACCUGCAGCAAUUCAGACAAAUUCUGAAUGUAAGCGAGGAUGACACAGCCCUGGGUAUUCUCCCCUUCUUUCAUAUUUACGGAAUGUGUCCAGUAAUGAUGGGAGUCCUGGUAGAUGGAGGGAAACUUGUGACCUUGCCAAAGUUUGACCCUGAGCAGUUUCUCAAGGCUCUAGAGGCUCAGAAGGUAACACAGCUUCAUAUCGUGCCCCCCAUUGUAUUGUUCCUGGGAAAACACCCAAUGGUUUCCAAGUUUGAUCUUAGUAACCUGAAUACCAUGACAUCCGGAGCAGCACCCCUGGGUGAAGGUCUUACACACGAGGUCAUGAAGAGACUGAACGCUGUCAUCAGACAAGGGUAUGGCCUGACAGAGACCAGUCCUGUCACCCAUCUUGAUGUCAUACCUCCAAACCCAGGGACCAUAGGCUGUGUUAUCCCCAACACACAGUGUAGGGUAGUGAAUCCAGAAACUGACGAGGACGUACCAGAAGGGGAGGUGGGAGAAAUCUGUGUGAAGGGACCUCAGGUAAUGAAGGGGUACCUCAACAACCAGAAAGCCACAGACGACAUGAUCAAAGAUGGCUGGCUACAUACAGGAGAUAUAGGGCAUUACGUGAAGGAGAAGGGAGUGUUUAUGAUAACAGACAGACUCAAGGAACUUAUAAAAUACAAAGGAAAUCAGGUGGCCCCAGCAGAACUAGAGGACCUACUUUUACAGCACCCCGCUGUACAGGAUGUGGCCGUGAUUGGACUUCCUGAUGAGGACGGAGGAGAAGUUCCCAUGGCUUACGUCGUCAAGAAACCAAACCAAGAGGCUUCAGCUCACGACAUUGCUGCCUUUGUUGAAGGCAAUGUUGCACCAUACAAAAAACUGCGAGGAGGAGUGGAGUUCAUCAACGAAAUCCCAAAGUCCCCCAGCGGAAAAAUUCUUCGAAGGAUUCUCAAAGAAUCCCUCCCAAAACCAACGUGAAUUUGAGGAUUUUAGCUAGAAGUUCUUAAUUUUAGCAUGAAGUUAUAAAUUUUACCAUAUCAUAAAGUGACAAAGUCAUUUAACAAGAUGUUCUGGCUGUGAUUAAUACAUUGUACAUGUGGCAGCAAAUCCUGGUUUUACACUAACUCAUUUUAUUUACUUCUAAAGAAAAGAUUUUAUAUAUGAUUGUACAUUUAAUAUAUAUAGUUAAUUUUACCUAACAUCUUGGAAUUAUUUUUAUGGGAACAGUAGUCCUUUUACUUGUAUGCAGCUGUAUUGCAAUAAAUUAUACAACCAAUAUA